CCCCCACCUUCCACGAUUAUGGGGAGGGACGGCGGUGGAAACAAAUACGCCGGAACUACUUCUCCUUCUGCAGAGAAUUACAUCGCCCGUCAUGGAAAGGAGAAAAACGGCGCCGGUGGACAUGGUGGGACGGUGGAGCCGUCGUGCUACUUGAGCUCGUCAAUCUACUACGGCGGCCAAGAGAAUUACAACUCCUCUUCCUCCCCGCCGGCCCACGGGAACCCCUCCGCCGCCGCCCGUCACAACACUACUACCGACGACCCAAAUGGCAACAACAACAACGCUAACUCUGCCUCUAGAGGCAACUGGUGGAAAGGUUCGCUUUAUUACUGAUCUAUAACGCCCGGCACCUAAUGAUCUAAUUAAGGUAU
Molecule: messenger RNA, 371 nt
Organism: Linum tenue
Lineage: Eukaryota; Viridiplantae; Streptophyta; Magnoliopsida; Malpighiales; Linaceae
Source: the annotation of a GenBank genome assembly